This is a messenger RNA of Ectocarpus siliculosus, 2857 nucleotides long. NCBI's taxonomy places the organism in Eukaryota, Phaeophyceae, Ectocarpales, Ectocarpaceae. The record is from the annotation of a GenBank genome assembly.
AUGGACAAGAAGGGCAGUGGCGACCUCUUCGACGACCUGUUUGGCUUCUCCAAAAGCCGUCCAUCACCGCCGCCGCGUCGAGAGGCAGUAGACUUGGACGCCAUCAUCGACUCUGACGAUGAAUUUUCUCUCCCGGACACCCCUCCUCGUCCCACUCCUCCUCCUGCCACGGAGAAAAUUAAGUCUCCCACGCAGGUCGGAGGUGGUGCUGCAGAUGAGGGGGGAGGAAUAUCAGGAGGGGGAGCAGCAGCAGCAGAGCCGAGGGAAGCGGACGGCCACGACUACGCCAAGAUCAAGAGCAAGAGCAUGAGCAAACCAAAGUUCGACCAGACAGAGCUCGAGGUCUUCCCGCAGGACUGCCCCGCCAUCGUGGUGCCCGAACACCUCCACAUCUUCGCCAAGGUCAAAGCGCCGCCAGACGGUGUGAUGGCGUACGGCCCGAGGGCUAAGAGCGUUACCCCAUCCAGAAAUCGCUUCGUCAUCCUGCAGUUCUUGCCACUCUGCCUGACGUGCCACGCCAAGCCGGAGACGCCGUACGCGUGCGUUCGCGGCAAGCCCGUCGAGAGCGUGCUCCCCUACAACACGGUGAUGGCCGGCAAGAAGGCCGGCCAGGACCGCGCGCUUGGCCCCGAGGACUCUUGGGCAGACGCCGAUUACCACUUCCGGAAAGCCAAGGGCAAGAGCAAGCAGCUUUCCAAGCAGAACUGGGACGUUACGCUGGAGCACGCGCAGAAGUUCCUGAGCCGAGCGUUGGAGCUCAAGGCCAAGAAAGUCCAGGAGGACGAGGAGGAGAGCCGCAGGGCGGAGCAGGAGCUAGAGCUGCGGAGACAGCAGAGGGAGUUGGAGGAGGAGGAGGAGGGAGAGAGCUCCGCUGGCGAAGACGGGGGCGAGGGCGCCGACGACGACAUCCCUAAGUACUCCAGCAAAUCGGUCCAAAUGGAGAGGGGCCUCCCCCUUGCACCUGGCGACAGAAUCUUCUACUGGGACAGGACGAAAAUUGUUGGGUUGGCUUCGUCCAGACGGGAAGCGACGAUCUUGGAGAUUCGGGGCAAGAAGGCGGCCAAGGAAGCGAACGUCGAGCUACUCGUGCUGGACAACCAUCAAGUGGUAUUGAACGAUUGGGUCAUCCAGAGAUACAUCAAAGACGAGGACACCGGAGAGAUGCAGUUGGACUACCGCGGAGCAGAGGUUCACCACUACAAACUCAAGAGGGGGAAGUUGGAGGGCGUCGACCAGCGCAGGCACGAACGGAUGGAGACCCUGGUGGAUGGGUUCCGGAAGAGCAUCACCGCUUACGGCGCCGGGGAUCAGCUGCGCAAUGCACCAAAGCGCCGCAGCUGCGAGAGCAGCGGCGGCGGCGGCGACAGCAGCGACGCUGACGAUGACGCCACUGGAAGGAGCCGGAAAAGGAGCAAGGCAGCAGCGAAGAAGGCGCAGAGCUCGACAACGGCGGCAGCUGCGAAUGGCGGAGGAGGUGCUGCCAGCGUUGCAUGCGGCAGUGGUGGUGGUGCUCGCUCCGUGGGGCGAAAGGAGUCGCCGCUGGGGGAAGAGGAUGCUGGUCACGCGAUCGCAGCGUCGAUCGCCAAGUCCAAGAAAAGGACGAAACCAAAGGUGCGGGUAGAGCCGGAGAACGAGCAGGAGACAAAGGGCACGGACGAUGAGCAAGAGGUUGAGGAUGUUUCGGAAGCGUCGAUUGCCGAGGCCAAGAUGAAGCCAAAGGCACGGGCAGAACCGGAGAGUGAACAACAGGUGAAGAAGAAGCAGGAGAAGGGCACGGACGAUGAGCAAGAGGUUGAGGAUGUCACGGAAGCGUCGAUCUCCAAGGGCAAGAAGAAAACGAAGCCGAAGGUGCAGGCUGAACCGGGGAAGGAACAAAAUGUCAAGAAGAAGCAGGAGAAGGGCACGGACGACAAGCCAGAGGUUGAGGACGUUACGGAAGCCUCGAUCGUCAAGGCCAAGGAGAAAAUGAGGGCAAGACCGGAGAACCAACAAGAGAUCAAAAAGCAGGAGGCAACGACGAAGGGCAGGGAGAACAAGCAAGAGGUUGUGGAUGUUUCGGAGGAAGCUGAAGGUGAAGGAAAGGAACGGGGACAAAGGGUGUCCAAGGCAGCUCCAACAGCAGCAGCAGCAGCAUCAGGAAGGGGGGGGCACGCGAACGAUUCCAGCAGCGAGAGACGCCCGGAAAAGGAAGUCGAGAGGGUGGGCCAGAAGAUCAAAGAGAAAAGGGAAAAGGGGCGAGAGGCAGAGGCACAGGAGGGCGCUGUUGGACCGUCAAAAAAGAGGAGCGGCGGCGACGGUGGGAAGGGGGGUGGUGACCGCAACCGGCAGGCCCCCGCCCCCAUUCAAACCUUCCCGAGCAGGGGCGGUGGCGGCAGCAGCAAUAACGUCGAUGGCGGCGCCGAGUCCAGGGAAACGAACAAGCGCAAGAACAGACCUCCCGCUCUCCCAGCCGCGUCAUCAGGGGAGGCGACCACAGGGCGGCAGGAGUACAUGACGGUACAGAAGAAGCCGAAGCUUAACGUGGGGCAAGGCGGCCGUAGCAGCGCCGCCAACGGGUACGUGAUACCGAAGAAGACGCCCGAGCGGGACGCGUAUUGGAUACCCAAGAAGAAGCAGGGCGGCGGUAGCACCGACCUCGAGUGGCGGGUAGAGAAGAAGUCGCCGGAGCACGGCGGCGGCAGUACCGGCGGCGGCGGGUGGAGCGAGUCGCAGAGGCGGCACAUGGCGUUCACUCACGAUGCUGCCAGGCGGAACAAGCUCCCCAAGUUUAAGCAACCGAGGCCGAGGGCGGGCCAACGAGACGGCUAGCCGGUUCUCCAGGCGGUGAUGAGGACAGUCGGAGAGUAGUGAGCCACGC